Papilio xuthus (Asian swallowtail) is the source of this 533-nucleotide messenger RNA. RefSeq lists its product as uncharacterized. The record is from RefSeq and is a predicted model, not a curated record. Lineage: Eukaryota; Metazoa; Arthropoda; Insecta; Lepidoptera; Papilionidae. The transcript is spliced from 2 exons. Bases 69 to 416 code for a protein of 115 amino acids.
AAACUAACAUUGAAUUAAUAAUCGUUAUUUGAAACGCGAUACUUCAAUACUACGAAUUAUAAUUCAAAAUGGCUGUGAAAGUUGCAUUAUGUUUCGUUCUAUUGGUUGCGGUAACAUCAGCUUUGCCAGCACAGCCGGGCAAUGGCUGGGCAUGGGGCGGUGGUGGUGUCAACCCAUGGAUACCACCAUGGGUAUCCGCCGCACCUUGGUACCCACAAUGGUCACCUUGCACUACCAUUGGAAGUACUUGCCUCGAUUGCAAUACUAAGCUGGUGUGCACUAAGAUCGGCGGAAUACAACGUGCUUGCAGUGACCCUACUCUACCAUACUGCAACUUGGGCGAAUGCUCCGCUACACCUUCGGAAGAAUGUGCUCCAGCUGAAGGUCAAUCUACAGGCGCGGAACAAUCUGUCUAAAUAAUCAGUACAAAUUUAUGGAAUUGGCAACUUUUGUAAUAAUUUUUGUUAAUUUUAAUUGUAUUUAUAUGUACUCAAAUGUAACUCAUUGUCAUAAUAAAGUUAUGUAAGAAGCAA